UAGCGGUAUAGAAAGGCUGCAUCUUUCGCUCAUCAGCAUCAUCCGCUUUCCGCAUUUUGCUUAUCAGCAUCAUUCGUUAACUGUUCUGCUCUGCCGAUUGUACCUACCCCGAGUCUGUUUAUAAUAUUUCCACAAACAUUUUGAAACAUUUAAAUAAAAAAUUAUGGAGCUUAAUUCAAGUUUUCUUAACGAAGCAGAUAUUAUAAAUUCACUUGCAAAUGAAAUAAAAAAUUCUAUUGAUGUAACUUUUAGCCAAACUUCUUCAAAAUCUGAAAGAGAGGAUGCUUACAAGGUUUUUGAAAAAACAAAAUAUAUUGAACCACAAUAUGACAAAGUCUUCUCCUUUCUGUAUCAUAGAAAUUUUAGUAUUAAUAUCCGAGUUUGCUCAUUACAUUUAUUUGACCAAUAUAUCAAGACAAAAUGGAAAGAUUUUUCUAAUGAUAAAAAAGAACAAUUAAAAGUGGAGGCUAUGAGUUUAAUUAAACAGUGUGAUUUUGAUGAACCUCUGUGUUUAAAAGAAGCUACUGUUAAAGUUAUUGUUGAAAUUAUCAAAAGAACAUGGCCCCAAUAUUGGUCAUCAUUGUUAUCAGAUUUAUAUAAACUUCAAGAGUUUGGUCCUGCUCAGUUGGAACUUGUCCUUAUUAUUUUCAAGCGUUUAUUUGAAGAUCUGAAUGGCUCAGAUGACUAUUUGACAUCACAGCGUAAAAAAGAUAUGUUAUCAACUCUUGAUUCUAGUAUUGGAAUGCUUUUUGGAUUUUUUUUAACUUCAUUAAAUCAGUAUAUUGUUUUUCUAAAUGAACAACUCAACAACAUAAAUAAUCAAGUAGCUGAUGCAGCUCUUGAUGCCAUUUUAACUUUUGUAACUUGGGUAAACUUGGAACAUCUAUUUUUUCAAGAUAAGCUACUAUUUAAAUCAUUGUUUGUUCUACUCAAGUAUGAUUACUUGAAGUUCAAAGGGUGUUGCUGUCUUCAAGCUAUAUUUGAAAGAAAGGGGUACAGCCAUCAAAAAUUAGAUUUGCUUUCAACUAUGGAUAUUAAUGAUUUAAAUAUUUUGCAUGAAGCAGCAAGAAAAUCAAAUGAGUUGGCUAUUCAAAACAAUGAAGAGUAUAUGUUUUUAAAGAAACUUAUUGAGACCUUAUCAAUCUUUGGGAGAUGUCAUAUUGCUGAUAAUACAAGUAACAAUCAUUUCGAAGUUGAGCUUUUAAAUUCUUAUAUAAAGCUAAUGCUUCAAUUUUCUAUGCAUGAUAGCAUAAUUAUAAGCUUAGCUGCAACAAAAGUGUGGAAUUCAUUUUUACACCAUGAUGUUAUAAAAAACAAUCCUGUUUUUAUUGCUUGUAUACCUGACAUACUUGAAUGUUCAUACAGAAAUCUGGAUUGUGAUUCAGGCUUAAAUAAUUCCAGAAGCAUUUUCAUCAAAAUAGAUUUUGAAGAUAUUGAAGAAUUUUCAUCUACUUUUGCAGAUGUUCACUGUUCAAUGAUUGAGUUAUCUAAGAGUAUUACUUCAUUUUAUCCCAUCUUGGCAUUACAUAUGUGUGAAUCUAAAAUUAAAAUAGCAACUUCAGUACUUCCUCCAGUUAUAAAGGAUCUUUCUGCUGAGGCGCUGACAACAUAUAUUACGUCUUGGGAUUCUUUAAGUGUUUUUUCAAGGAAGGGUUUUGCUAGUGUGUUUUUCAAAAACUCUAAAAAUAUAGAUAGCAACUCAACUGCAGUUUGUAACAGUAUAUUAAAGUUAUUAAUUGAAUACAAUUGUGAGAUACCGCAACUUGUCAGCCAUGUUAUUACAACAAUAGAAGCAUUUUUCCCACUUUUUCAUUAUUCUCAAACAAAUCUCUUGCCAGUGUUUAAUUUGAUUUUUGCUAUACUUGGCAAACCACUUGAUAAUCCUGUAAUUGUAAAGUUAAAAAAUGUUGCAUCCAAAACAUUUAAAAAUUUAUGUCAAGAAAUAAAAACCAUUUUGAUACCUUACUUCAAUGAUUUGCAGGUUUACUUUAAUUUACAAUUUUCAAUCUUUCAACAAUCUGUUUUAACGAAUUACCAUAAGAAUUUACUUAUUGAAGGACUAUUAGUUGUUUGUGCAGUUUUGGACGACAGUGUUUGUAAAAAAGAGUUUAUAGACAAAUUAUUUGGUUUUGUAUUCCAAGUUUUUAAAAGGAGUGACAUACAAAGCAUUUAUCAGAGUCCUGAGUCUUUGUUAUCUUUUUUGGAACUUGAUAAGCCAGCCUCAUUAACAGAUGAAAUAUCACCAACACACAAAGAGUUCAGUUUGGCAUACAUAAUUGUUUUAUCUGUCUCUCGAACUCUUAAUGUUUGCAAUCAGAUAAAUGACAAUGAUAACUACUUUGAUGGAUCACAACACGUUUGGUUACAACACAUGAUUAAUUGCAUUCCUUAUUUGUUUGAUUUCGCGAAGCAAUAUUGCUUUUUGUGGAGUUUGAAAGAUCGUAUUGCGCCAUCAAAAAGUCACUAUCUUGAUAUUUGUACUGUGGAAUACUCAUCCACUGUUGUAAACAAUCUUGGAAAUGAUCAUGACGACUACAAUCCCACUAGCGAUUACAUGCAAUACUAUAUUUACAACCUAAAUGAGUUUACUUACACCAUUUUAUCUCAUCUUCCUACUUGUGUUGGGCCUGAGCUUUAUAACUUGCCAGGGUUAUCAGAUCUUCUUGUUGAGAAAUUAGCUAUACCUUGUGCACACUUGCCUAAUUAUAGAAUAAAGAAGGUGUGGAAAUCUUUUAUGAGAAGAUUCAUAAUAUGCUGUCCUACAAAUCGACUCAGAAUAUUAGGACCUUUUCUUGGUACUUCUUUACAAAUAAUGUCAAAGAGAUUAUCAUCAGGAUGGGAACGUAUUGAAAAUAGAAGUUCUGGUUAUGAACAAAUAAAUGAAGAAACCAUGGUUGUACAAUCAAAUAAGAUAAAUGAAAAACAAAAAAGGGAGAUAAUAGAUGACAAAGUGAUGUCUACAUUAUCUAAAGAAUUUAUUGACACCCUAUUUCUAUAUUGUACGUAUAAAGGAGAAAACAAAAAACAAGUUAUUCCUGAUGAUUCAAUAUCUAUUGGAGUAAUUGGAGACUUUUUACUUAGUUACCAGGAAACAAAUUUUACUUUGAUUUAUAUAUUUUUUUCUGCAUUGACAUGGCCAGAUUCUUCAUCACUUGUAAAAAUAUGUUCUGUUAUAAUGCCUAUUAUCAAAAAGACUUUUGCAUUAUAUGGUUCUAUCAAUCCAGUAAUACCUAGACAGUUAUUAAUUCAUCUUUUGACGGGUUUACAAAAGCAUGGAAUGGAAGUUCAUUCUGAAGCUGCUCUUUCUAAUACUAUUUAUUAUUACUACACACAUCUAAGAAUGCAGUAUCCUAACUUAGCUGAAGUCUUAGUACAAAUACCAACAUGCUCGUUUCAAAAACUGAAGGAAUUAGAUUCAGAAAUCGAUAAUGAAAACAAGUCUAAAGCAAAAUUUAGAAAACUUAUUAAAGGAGCAUGUGGGAAAAGUCUGAGUCGCACUUUUGUAAAUCAGUAUUUUUAUGAAGAACUGCCGCCAUUAGCUCGUCGAGAGAAAAAUGAUAAUUCAAUAUUUUACGAAAAUGAUCCUCUUGUACUUUGCACUUUAUUUGGUGAUGAUGAUAAUAAGUAAUCUUUUUAAAGAAGUAAUAUUUUUAAAGAAAACAAAAA
Hydra vulgaris (swiftwater hydra) is the source of this 3666-nucleotide messenger RNA. RefSeq names its product exportin-5. NCBI's taxonomy places the organism in Eukaryota, Metazoa, Cnidaria, Hydrozoa, Anthoathecata, Hydridae. Gene Ontology annotation, cellular component: cytoplasm; nucleus; RNA nuclear export complex. Gene Ontology annotation, biological process: protein export from nucleus; RNA export from nucleus. Gene Ontology annotation, molecular function: RNA binding; nuclear export signal receptor activity. The record is from RefSeq and is a predicted model, not a curated record.